Molecule: messenger RNA, 8492 nt
Organism: Myripristis murdjan (pinecone soldierfish)
Lineage: Eukaryota; Metazoa; Chordata; Actinopteri; Holocentriformes; Holocentridae
Gene: pcnx1
Product: pecanex 1
Exons: 36
Coding region: 368-7396 (2342 amino acids)
Cellular component (GO): membrane
Source: RefSeq, a predicted model, not a curated record
ACCAAACUCAUAUUUGAACCCAGUGGAGGAAAAAAAAAAAACAGACAAAGGAACGGGCGAAUGGAAAGAGAUGGAGCUGGGAAAGGGAAAAAAAUAAAUAAAUAAAACAAGCAGCAUCUGCCGUAGCGAUGCCACGAAGAAGAAGUUUCUCGCAGGGCGUGGUGGGAUAGGAGUCUCCUCAGUGGAGGACUGAAAACAAGUGACCCAGCUGGCUAGCUCAGCUGCAGAGAAGAUGGCUGCAGCGGGGAUUUUCAGGCCAGCGUCUGAAAACAGAGCACCGUCUGUCAUGCCGAACGACGACUAGCCUCCGUGUCUCCCUGUUUAUUUAUUAGUCGGGUUCGGUUCGGACUCGGAAGGGGGAUACAACAUGGGGUCGCAAACUCUGCAGAUCCUGAGGCAGGGGGUCUGGGCUUCAGUCACAGGCGGAUGGUAUUACGACCCCCACCAAAAUACAUUUGUCAACGCUUUACAUCUCUACAUCUGGCUGUUUCUCCUGUGUUUCCCCUUCACACUCUACAUGGCCCUGCCGCCAACCAUGGUGAUUGUGGGAAUCUACUGUAGUGUGAUCGCCGCCAUGUUUCUGCUGCUGAAGACGGUGAACUACCGCCUCCACCAUGCCCUGGACGAGGGCGAGGUGGUCGAGCACCGGGCCAAGGAGACAGAGGGCAGCAGAGGCAACACCAAGGGGGCUAACGACGGCAGUGUCACACGCCGGGAGGACAGCAACGGCCCAGGGGAUCCUGGAGGGGGUAUUGAGAUGGCAGAUUUCAUUCGGGAAGAGACUCCACCAGUGGACUGCAGUUCCAGGAACUCCUACACUGGGAUGGACUCUAACCACCAGGUUGCAUCCACCCAUGGAGGAGCAACAACUGCCAAAGGAGAUGUGGGAAAGACCUCAGACGACAUCAGUUUGACUCUGGUGGAGAGCUGCAGCCACGAUCACGAUUUGUUAUCAGACCCAAAGAUGUACUGCCUUGUGUCCAAUGACUCCUUCGCCUCCAUGCAGCCCUCUACCUCCCUGGGUCCUUCCGAACUGACCAGGGAGCCUGCUGACCUCUGUAGCUCUGCUGCUCAUCACUUCAGCCAGUCACACUCCUCCUGUGACACCGAGAUGACCACUCAAGCAUCCAUGCAAUCUCAGACCUUUAGGAAGGAACUCCGUUCUCGGGGCCUGCCUCGCACCUCCAGCUCAGCAGGUUCUGCUUUCCCUGAUCCUUCUCUGCCAGACUUUGGUCUUUACCCUCCACCCAGGAGAGGUGGCCUUGAUCCUGUGUGUGAGCUGGAGGCUGCAAGGCCUCACAGGGCGGGGUUCUAUGACAGAGAGGGGGCUGAGCAACUGUACCAGCAGGACCAGGCUGUGGCCUCCACCUCUGGAGUAGAGUGCAGCAGGCACCAGGAUCCUCGCAGAAUAGCCCGCUCUGCCUCUCGGGAGGCAGGGGAAGGUAGCUCAGGUCUGUACCAGGUGGAGGUGGGUGGAAGGGGGAAAGGAUCUAGUGUAAGAGGGAAGUCCCAGGGAGGGGAGCGCAGUGCUGACAGCCUGCGGAGCCUUAGCACCCGCAGUAGUGGCUCCACUGAGAGCUACUGCAGUGGCACAGACAGAGACACGAACAGCACUGUCAGCAGCUUCCACAGUGAGCAGACCAGCUCUACACAUGUGGAAAGUCUGCUCUCGCUUUCAGGGGAUGAGCGCGCACGGGACAAGGAAGAUGCUGCUUCUGUGCCUGCAGAUGGCAGGACUUCUAGCCUUGGCAGCGUUGGUUCUCGAGGUCUCAGCAAUCUGCCUUCAAGGGAGGCUAAUAAGAACCCUCAUGCCAAUGAGCUGACUGCCAAACAGCCUGCAGACACCAAGUCUUCUGCAACCCAAGAGCUAGCAGAGCCCUGCAGCUGCCAGGAUGAGCCCAGCACCAGGACAAGUGCUGAUGGUUCAACUGGAAUAGCUGCUGUGGAGCAGGAGCAGGAGAAGGAUGCCGUGCGACCAAAGUCAGCAAUCCUUGUCCAGAGGACUUCUUCCUCGUCAGCAGGGCGCAGCGGACGCCGGCGGACUGGUAAGAAACGGGCGAGUAGCUUUGAUGCCAGCCGCCACCGGGAUUAUGUAUCGUUGCGUGGUAUGGCCAAGCCUCGCAGUGCUGUGUUUGCCGCGGGUGGAGAGGAGGACUCGAGUGACCAGAGUGAACUCAGCUGCGCCUCCAGUCUUCACUCCACCCACCAUCUCAGCACAGACAGCUCCUCUAGCACCACCUCCCACUCCUGCCACUCACCUGAGGGCCGCUACCGUGCCCUGAAAGCCAAGCACACUGCAGCCAACGCUGCCUCCUCCUCCACAGCGAAAGGUUCAGCAGGAUCCGAAGGUGGGGGGCGGCCUGGAGGGAAGCGCCGCACCUCCCGCCGUACUCCCAGCACAGGCAGUGCCAAAACACACGCCAGAGUAUUGAGUUUGGACAGUGGUACGGCUGCCUGCCUUAAUGACCCCAACCGCCUCGGAACCCCAGCAGGGCCUCGCCCCCUCACCACCUCCAAGUCAGACCUGGAAGCCAAAGAGGGGGAGGUUCUGGACGCAGCGUCUCUGUUGGGCCGGGCCUCCCAGUUGGAGUCGGUGACCCGUUCCAGAAACAGUCUGCCCAACCAGGCAGCCUUCACUGAGCCUCAGGAUGCCACUGCUGGCUCCCUGCGGGCCCCAGGGAGUGAGGAGACUGUCAUAUUUCGGCGAGAGCGUAGCACAUUUCGUCGGCAGGCGGUGCGGCGGCGGCACAACGCGGGGAGUAACCCCACGCCCCCCACCUCCCUCAUCGGAUCUCCUCUCAGUCUUCAGGAGGCUCUCAGCCAGGCCUCCCAGCCUUCUACUUCCCAGGUGAAAAGUCAGCCAUCCAGAACCCCGUCCCAGGUGACCGUGCUGAGCGCGAGUGCCUCCCUGCUGGCCAGGAACGGAAGCGCGCACCUGGAGGGUUCUCAGGACAAGGCCUCGACCGUUGGCACUACCAGCCUGCAGGAUGACUUCGGAAAGCUUACUCCUUCCUUGUACGAGGCGGGCGGUUGUGACAUGUCCUUAGUCAACUUUGAACCUGCAACCAGACGAGCCUCCAAUAACAUAUGGGAUACCGACUCCCACCUCUCCAGUUCUACCUCAGUUCGCUUCUACCCUCAUGACCUGGAAAACCGACUGACCCUGGGGCAGCUUUCCCUUCCUCAGAUCCGCCUGAACCGUCUGCUGACGAUGGACCCAGAGCUGCUGGAGCAGCAGGAUGGAGAUCUGAGUCCGGAGCUCCAGGACGCUCCGCUGGGCCAGGACGACCACGCAGCCGCCGCUGCAGGCAAAGCAAGGCAGUACUACCGCUUCUGGCUGUUACCGUACCUGUGGGUCGGCCUGCACUUCGACCGGCUCACCCUGCUUGCGCUGUUUGACAGGAACCGUGAGGUUUUAGAGAAUGUGCUGGCGAUACUGCUGGCUGUCCUGGUGGCCUUUCUGGGUUCAGUGCUGCUUGUCCACGGCUUCUUCACUGACAUCUGGGUCUUUCAGUUCUGCCUCGUCAUUGCAAGUUGCCAGUACUCCUUACUUAAGAGUGUUCAACCAGACUCCUCUUCCCCUCGACAUGGCCAUAAUCGUAUUAUUGCGUACAGCCGGCCUGUCUACUUCUGCCUGUGCUGUGGCCUCAUUUGGCUGCUCCACUACGGCAGCCAGAGGACCACUUCAUCCCGCUUCACCCUGUAUGGAGUCGCACUCACCAGCUCCCUGGUCCUCGCCUCUGCCAGGGAUCUUGUCAUAGUCUUCACUUUGUGUUUUCCCGUCAUUUUCUUUGUGGGACUGCUGCCACAAGUCAACACAUUCGUCAUGUAUCUCUUGGAGCAGCUGGACAUCCACGUGUUUGGAGGGAACGCCUCCACAAGCCUCCUGUCAGCUCUCUACAGCAUCCUGCGCAGCAUCAUCGCUGUUGCUCUGCUCUAUGGCCUCUGCUACGGAGCUCUGAAGGAGAGCUGGGAGCCUCACCACAUCCCAGUGCUGUUUUCUGUGUUCUGCGGCCUCUUGGUGGCAGUGUCCUACCAUCUGAGCCGGCAAAGCAGCGAUCCCUCUGUCCUCAUCUCAUUGAUACAAUCCAAGAUUUUGCCCAACUUGAAAGACAAGAACCCAGAGGACCCUCUCUCAGAAGUACAGGACCCUCUGCCAGAGAAGCUGAGAGCCUCAGUGAAUGAGCGCCUGCAGUCUGACCUGAUCGUCUGUGUGGUCAUCGCUGUCCUAUACUUCGCCAUCCAUGUCAGCACAGUAUUCAUCGCGCUACAGCCUUUCCUCAGCUAUGUCCUGUAUGCACUGCUGGGGGCGGUGGGGCUGCUCGCUCACUACCUGCUGCCUCAGGUCCGCAAGCAGAUGCCCUGGCACUGCUUCUCUCACCCCCUGCUCAAGACUAAGGAGUAUUAUCAGUUUGAAGUCAGGGAUGCAGCUCAUGUGAUGUGGUUUGAAAAGCUUCACGUGUGGCUGCUGUUUGUGGAGAAGAACGUCCUCUAUUCGCUUGUCAUCCUUAAUGAGCUGAGUGGCAGCGCCAGAGAGCUCGCUAGUCCAAAGAAACUUGGCACAGAGGUCGGUGCUCUGAUGAUCACUGUGGCGGGCCUGAAGCUGCUACGUUCCUCCUACAGCAGUCCCACCUACCAGUAUGUGACCGUCUUGUUCACCGUCCUUUUCUUCACCUUCGACUACCGUCACCUGUCUGAGACGCUGCUGCUCGACCUCUUCUUCAUGUCCAUUGUCUUCGGCAAGCUGUGGGAGCUGCUGUACAAGCUGCGCUUCGUCUACACCUACAUUGCCCCCUGGCAGAUCACCUGGGGCUCCGCCUUCCACGCCUUCGCCCAGCCCUUUGCUGUGCCUCACUCUGCCAUGCUGUUUGUCCAGGCUAUUGUCUCAGCAGUCUUCUCCACCCCCCUCAACCCCUUCCUGGGCAGUGCCAUCUUCAUCACCUCCUACGUCCGCCCCGUCAAGUUCUGGGAGAGAGACUACAAUACCAAGAGAGUAGAUCACUCCAACACACGUCUGGCCUCUCAGCUGGAUAGAAACCCAGGUUCUGAUGACAACAACUUGAACUCUAUCUUCUAUGAGCACCUUACCCGCUCGCUGCAGCACAGCCUGUGUGGAGACCUCCUGCUGGGCCGCUGGGGCAACUUCGGCACCGGGGACUGCUUUAUCCUGGCCUCAGACUACCUGAAUGCUCUGGUGCACCUGGUAGAGAUCGGCAACGGCCUGGUCACCUUUCAGCUCCGAGGGCUGGAGUUCAGAGGAACCUACUGCCAGCAGAGGGAAGUGGAAGCCAUCACUGAGGGGGUGGAGGAGGACGAGGGCUGCUGCUGCUGUGAGCCGGGCCACCUCCCCCAUGUCCUAUCAUUCAACGCUGCCUUCGGCCAGCGCUGGCUCGCCUGGGAGGUGCUGGUCACCAAGUACGUGUUGGAGGGCUACAGCAUCACUGAUAACAGUGCUGCCUCCAUGCUGCAGGUUUUUGAUCUGCGGCGCAUCUUCACCACCUAUUAUGUCAAGGGAAUCAUCUACUAUGUCAUUGCUUCUCCAAAACUGGAAGAGUGGCUGGCUAAUGAGACCAUGAAAGAAGGCCUGCGGGGAUGUGGAGAGAGGAACUACGUCGAUCUGGAUCCUACUUUCAAUCCCAACAUUGACGAGGACUACGACCAUCGGCUCGCAGGCAUUUCCAGGGACAGUUUCUGUGGUGUUUACCUCAGCUGGAUCCAGUACUGCAACUCUCGAAGGGCCAAGCCACUGGACAGCGAGAAAGACUCCGCUCUGGUGUUGCUGUGCUAUGGCCUGUGUGUGUUGGGAAGGAGAGCUCUGGGGACUGCAGCACAUCAUAUGUCAAGCAAUCUGGAGUCUUUCCUGUAUGGACUCCAUGCAUUGUUCAAAGGAGACUUCCGCAUCUCUUCGGUACGAGACGAGUGGAUCUUUGCAGACAUGGAGCUGCUGAGGAAAGUCGUGGUUCCUGGAAUCCGAAUGUCUCUCAAACUUCACCAGGACCACUUCACGUCCCCAGAUGAGUAUGAUGAGCCAGCCGUUCUUUUUGAGGCCAUCUCCUCUCACCAGCAGAACCUGGUCAUCGCUCACGAGGGCGACCCAGCCUGGCGGAGUGCCGUCCUGUCCAACUCGCCCUCACUCCUCGCCCUGCGCCACGUCCUUGACGAGGGAACCAAUGAGUAUAAAAUCAUCACGCUCAAUCGGCGAUACCUCAGCUUCCGUGUCAUUAAGGUGAAUAAGGAAUGUGUCCGAGGCCUGUGGGCAGGGCAGCAGCAGGAGUUGGUGUUCCUGAGAAACAGAAACCCGGAACGUGGGAGCAUCCAGAAUGCUAAGCAGGCUUUGCGCAAUAUGAUCAAUUCCUCCUGCGACCAGCCUAUAGGAUAUCCCAUCUAUGUAUCUCCACUGACCACGUCCUACUGUAACUCCCACCCCCAGCUCGGACACAUCCUGGGAGGCCCCAUCAGCAUUGGGAAUAUUCGCAACUUUGUUGUCAGCACCUGGCACAGGUUAAGAAAGGGCUGUGGUGCAGGAUGUAACAGUGGGGGUAACAUUGAGGAUUCAGAUGCGGGGGGGCUGUCCUGUGGCAGUGGAAAUGGGACUGCAGUCAGUGACUCUCAGCAGAGCUCGGCAUCACAGGGAGGGAUCUCUGGACCGGCCCCUCCUCACUCUUAUCAGCCGCACGCUCUGGGCACCAGUCAGAGUACCCAGUCCGUACAGUCUGGGUUGGUGCGCCACUCACCUGCCCGAGCCUCUGUGGCCAGCCAAUCAUCCUCCUACCGCUACAGCAGCAGCCGCCACUCCUCCCUCCGCACCUCCACCACAGGCCUGGAGCCCUGCCGGCGCUCCUCCACCAGCCAGCUGUCACUGCGCACACUCCCCACCUCCCUGCAGCUCCGGCUGGGCUCCACCUCCGACCCAGCCGGCCCCUCUGCUUCCCUCUCCAGCCACAGCAUCCCUCCCUGCAAACGCCACACGCUCGUGGGCCUUCUGGGCAACGACGGCCUGUGCAGCACCGUGGCUGAUCCCCUAAGCCAGCAUCAUCACCAUCAUCACCACCCCCACCAACACAACCCCACUGUCUCCACCGUGCGCAGAGACGACAUCUCCUACCGAGUGCAGAUCGUGGAUGUUAGCCAGGUGCUGGAGAACAUCAACAUAUCGAAGCGGAAGGAGCUGCAGUGGCCUGAUGAGACGGUGAGACUGAGGGCAGGACGGACCUGCUGGAGGGACUGGAGCCCCGUAGAGGGCAUGGAAGGACAUGUGAUUCACCGGUGGGUGCCUUGUAGCCGAGACCCAGCCAAUCGCUCCCAUAUCGACAAGACCAUCCUGCUGGUACAGGUGGAAGAUAAGCUAGUGCCCAUUAUUGAGACGGGGGUCAUUGAGUUGGGUGCAGAGGUGUGACCCAAGCAAGCACAUCAUACACACCUUUGCAAAAAAAAAAAACUAAGCCGGGCCUCCCUGGCUUUUAGCAGGAUGAAGCAGCCUGCAGACAACAAGGAAAUGGGAGCUCUCCCCCCUCCCAGUUCCUUAUUGCUGAGGGGGAAAGGAAGCCAGGGAAAAGUGCAAGCGGAGGCAGAGUAUACAUUGAUCAAACAUCCUUUACUACAUCUGCAUACAUUUACAGUAUCUGCCUUGCUUUGCGUCUCAGAAAUGCUGCAUGACAGUUAACAACCCUGUUAAGUUAGUUUCUUGCUACUGGUAAUUCUUUUCUAUGCAUUUAAUUGACUAUUUUGUAACUAAUGCAGGUUUGAUUUGUGAUUCUGACAGAACUGAGUGUUAAGAGCGUGUGGAAAUUUAUGAUAUUUUGUCUGUCUUUAAAUAAUUUGCCAAAUACGCCUGGUAUUAAAUAUUUGCCAUGGUUUCAUACAUGUGAAAGCUUUUUUUUGCUGCCAAGACUACAGAGGAAGUUGUGGUGUAGAACAGUCAGAGACUUGCCGGUGCUGUGCUCAACAUACUCUUCUUUUUUUUGUUGUUGUUGUCAUUCCUUUUUGGAUUACUUUGGAAGUUGCAAGAUUAUGUUGCGCAAAGAGAAGAGAACUUGCACUAUAAUUUUUAUUUUGUUUUUAUUUACAGCGAUGCACUACAAUCUUAAGAUAAUAUCACAUUUUAUUUAUUACAGACUCUGAAUGGCCAUGGUUACUGAUGCCUUGGGAAUGAAAAAGAAAAUGCAAUCAGCAUUCUGUUUUCAGCCAUUUUUAUUUUACUGUUUUAUGUUUGAUACACUUGAAAAGAACUUUUUACUGUAUAUGAUUAUAUAUAUAUGAAAUAUAUAUAUAUUAUGUCAAUGUACAAAAGAUUUUGUUUGAAUAUUUAUUACUGUGAACAUGGUAUUUACACUUUGUUACAUCUUUUUUUCAUUUAUGGGACAAAGGUUAAUGUGUUCAAGGACCAUCGGUUGAAAACAUGAUGCCGAAUUUUUGAUGGACUGUUUCCCUGUUUAACUUAAUUCUUUUCUAUAUGGAGAAAUAAAACAGUUUGAUUUAUUGCUGAUACCUUC